AUGGUUGAUACUAUACCUAUCAGAACCUCAACAAACUGCGAUGGUUAUUGCCACUUAGAGCUUGAAAAACUUGAGUGGAUAGAAUCAGAAAUUCCACCAUCUAUCAAUGCCAUGGAGGUUUUCAUGGUACUCCAGCUUCCUCAGCCAGAAACAGAUGAAAACGACGCCACUACAAUUAACAAAAUCCAAGCGAGUUAUGGUAUACAGAAAAUGGGCUGGCAAGGAGAUCCAUGUGUACCUGUACAGUAUAAGUGGACUGGUCUAAACUGCAGCAACACGUUUCCGUCUAUUCCACCAAGAAUCAUUUCCCUGGACCUGUCAAACAACAAUUUGACGGGAAGAGUGCCUGAAUUUCUCGCCAAAUUGAAGUUGUUGACGUUCAUACAUCAAGGAAAUCCAAACCUCUGUUCGGAUCCAUCAUGCGAAAGUGGUGGAAAUAACAAAAAGAAGUUGCUAUUACCCAUUCUUGCAUCAGCUGCUUCGGUGGGUAUUAUUACAGCUGUGCUUCUUCUCGUUAUUCUCUUCUACAGAAAGAAGAGGUCGUCGACAGACCUACGUCCAUCAAUUGUGGCAAACAAGAGAAGCUUUACGUAUGAAGAGGUUAAGGUGAUGACAAAUAACUUUGAGAGAACUCUUGGUGAAGGAGGGUUUGGAGUCGUUUACCACGGUAACUUAAAUUCUAACGAACAAGUGGCUGUUAAAGUCCUCUCUCAGUCCUCAGCUCAAGGUUAUAAGCAAUUUAAAGCUGAGAUAGACCUUCUUCUGAGAGUGCACCACAUAAAUUUGGUAAGCCUUGUUGGUUAUUGUGAGGAAGGCCAACACUUGGUCCUCAUCUAUGAGUACAUGUCCAGUGGAAACUUAAAACAACAUAUAUCCGGAGAAUUUUCUAGCUCGCCGUUGAGUUGGGAAAAUAGGGUAAGAAUUGCUGCAGAGACAGCACAAGGACUGGAGUACUUACAUAUUGGCUGCAAACCACCAAUGAUUCAUAGAGAUAUCAAAUCUACGAACAUACUUCUUGAUAAUAAUUAUCAAGCUAAACUUGGCGAUUUUGGGCUUUCAAGAUCUUUUCCAGUGGGAAGUGAAACGCAUGUGACUACAAAUGUUGCUGGAUCUCCAGGCUAUCUUGACCCUGAAUAUAACCGAACAAACUGGUUGACAGAGAAGAGCGAUGUCUUCAGUUUUGGAGUGGUAUUACUGGAAAUUAUCACAAGCCAGCCGGUUAUUGACCAAACUCGUGAAAAGUCUCACAUAGGAGAAUGGGUGGGAUUUAGGUUAACCAAUGGACAUAUCAAAAACAUUAUGGAUCCAAGUCUCGUUGAUGAUUAUGACUCUAGUUCAAUGUGGAAGGUUCUUGAGCUAGCAAUGUCUUGCAUUAGUCCAACUUCGUCUGGAAGACCAAACAUGUCCCAAGUUGCUAAUGAACUACAAGAGUGUCUCUUAUCUGAGAACUCAAGGAAAGGAGGGAGACAUGACAUGGACUCCAAAAGUUCUGUUGAACCGAGCACAAGCUUUGGUCCUGAACAGACUCCUGAUGCACGGUAG
Messenger RNA from Microthlaspi erraticum, 1542 nucleotides. Lineage: Eukaryota; Viridiplantae; Streptophyta; Magnoliopsida; Brassicales; Brassicaceae. The record is from the annotation of a GenBank genome assembly.